ACAAGACUGUAUAAACGUCUGGAAAUUGAUGUAAAUAUAAUAUUAUGCCAUACAAGCGUAAAAAGUAUCAUGUGGGUGAUACUCAUUUGAAAAAACGUUGGAGAGUAAGGAAUAGGAAAAAGGACCUCGAUCAAAUUGAUGUAGAUCUACAGGAAGAUAAUGCUGAGAAGUUACUCAAUCAAGAAGUAGAUCUUGAUCGUCCGGGUGCCGCUCAACAUUAUUGUCUUCAUUGCGCGCGUUACUUCAUAAAUAAUCAUGCUCUUUUGGAACAUUUCAAAACAAAAGUUCAUAAAAGAAGAUUAAAAGCAUUAGAACUCGAACCAUACAGCAUAGAGGAUUCCGAACGAGCUGCUGGAUACGGAAAUUUUAAACUUCCGAGUAAACGAAAAAUUGUUACUCAAAAUUCAGAAAACACAGAUAUUACUGAACUAGAGGUCGACGAAGAAAGUCCUAAUAAAAAGAAAAAAGUUGAAGAAAAUGCUACAUAA
Vanessa atalanta (red admiral) is the source of this 488-nucleotide messenger RNA. Its product is annotated as zinc finger protein 593 homolog. Gene Ontology annotation, molecular function: zinc ion binding; nucleic acid binding. Bases 45 to 488 code for a protein of 147 amino acids. NCBI's taxonomy places the organism in Eukaryota, Metazoa, Arthropoda, Insecta, Lepidoptera, Nymphalidae. The record is from RefSeq and is a predicted model, not a curated record. The transcript is spliced from 2 exons.